AUCUCAUGUAAUAGUGAUAAUAUUAAAAUAAUAAUAAUAAUUCCCAUAAACUUAAUUGGACGCUAAAUCACAUUAUAUAUGGUAUAUUGUCAGAUCUCUCACGCCAUCAGUCACCAUCCAUCUCUCUGAACCAUUACCUUCACAGAGUGUAUUAUCUUUGGCAAUUGGUAGAAUUUAUAUAAGGGAAGUUUUGGUUGCAGCAAUGGUAGGAAUAAAUAAGAAAAUUUCUGCAGCAUCAGCUAGAGCUCACACAAGAAAAAAGAAGCAGAACAGUGGACUCAAACUUGCAAUGGGGAUGUGCAAGACAAUAUCACUAGUAGUGUUGAUGGUGUUUGUGGCAUUUGUUUAUCAAGCAAUUCAAUCUCCAGCACCAAAGAUUUGUGGAUCUUCAGAUGGCCCACCGAUUACGGCACCUAGAGUCAAACUCAGUGAUGGGAGACAUUUAGCCUACAAAGAACACGGGGUUCCAAAAGAUGAAGCCAAGUACAAGAUUGUUUACAUUCAUGGAUUCGAUUCCUUCAGACUCAACCCAAUGCCCUUGUCUCAAGAAUUGGCUGAAGAUUUGGGGAUAUAUAUGGUGUCUUUUGAUAGAGCUGGGUAUGGAGAAAGUGAUCCGAAUCCGAAACGUACAGAUAAGAGUACUGCGUUAGAUGUGGAAGAGCUUGCUGACCAGUUGGGUCUAGGAUCCAAAUUCUAUGUAAUUGGAUUUUCUAUGGGAGGCAAGGCGACUUGGGGCUGCCUCAAAUACAUCCCUCACCGGUUAGCAGGAGCAGCACUACUCGCUCCAGUAGUUAAUUACUGGUGGCCUGGGUUUCCUGCCAAGGUAGCUAAAGAAGCCUAUGAUCUGCAACGUGUACAAGACCAAUGGACUCUUCGAGUGUCUCACUACGCCCCGUUCCUCACCUACUGGUGGAACACUCAGAAAUGGUUUCCUGCUUCAAGUGUUGUAUCUCGCGUCAUUGAUAUAUUUUCCAAGCAGGAUUUAGAGCUUAUUCCUAGGCUUUUAAGCGGAGACAGGACACAAAUAAGGCAGCAAGGUGAAUCCGUGUCAAUUUUCAGUGACAUGAAUGUGGCCUUUGGAGGUUAUACUUUUGAUCCUAUGGAUCUUGAGAGUCCCUUCAGUAACAAUGAAGGUAAAGUCCACCUAUGGCAUGGAGAUGAAGAUUUACUUGUACCAGUUAGUCUGCAACGCUAUAUUGCCGAAAAGCUUCCAUGGAUUCAGUACCACGAAUUACCAGGUGCAGGACACUUGUUCCCCUAUGCUGAUGGUAUGAAUGAUGCCAUUGUGAAGUCACUCCUACUGGGAGAAAAGUAGUCAAGUAGGACUAGAUAAACUCUUCUACUUGUUAAUAUUUGGUCACAGCCGCAGGGUCAAUUUUCUAAACUACUCAAUUCUCUCCUCCUUGUAGUUUUUUCCUUGUUCUUUCAUAUUCUAAAAGCAAUGGCACAUGUGGAUAGAUUUGUAACUAUUAAGAAUUUUUCAAGUUGAAGUUAUGAAUCUUA
Papaver somniferum (opium poppy) is the source of this 1503-nucleotide messenger RNA. RefSeq lists its product as uncharacterized. Lineage: Eukaryota; Viridiplantae; Streptophyta; Magnoliopsida; Ranunculales; Papaveraceae. The record is from RefSeq and is a predicted model, not a curated record. The transcript is spliced from 5 exons. The coding region runs from base 203 to 1315 and encodes 370 amino acids.